AUGGACUUUUUAAAUCUUAAAAAAUUGGAUAAUAAUACUUAUGAGGGUACAGAAUUAUGGUCUCCAUUUCCUGGCUAUCCUAUUUUUGGAGGACAGCUCGCUGCCCAGUCUUUGUGUGCUGGUUUAUUUACUGUAAAUUUACAAUCCAGUCCUAAUUUUGUUCACUCAAUUUUCUUAAAUCCUGGUGAUCCAUCAUGUCCUGUAGAGUACACUGUUCAGAACAUUAAAGAUGGUAAGACAUUACAGAUGCGAAAUAUUCUGGGAAAACAAAAUGGUAAGUUUUUGGUACAAACAACAAUCUGCUGUACUCUUGGUGACUCUAAAGACCGAGAUUAUAAAAAUAUACAAAUUAUUGAAAAAGAUGUUUUUGUACCAAUAAAUGACUAUAUUCUGCACAAUUUGAGUAAAAGUAAUUAUGAUACUGAGUUAAUAAACAAGCAAUAUAACUUAUUAGUUGAAAAUUUAGGAGUACUAAAUCAUUCAUUUGAAAUAAAAAUAGGUAGAUUUAGAAAUAAUAAAAGACAAAUAAAAAUUAACAUUUUGAAAAAUAAUAUAUCGAAACGUGACUUUUACUUAUUUAUGACUUUGGUGUCAGAUUUACUUAUCGUUGAAUCAGCCCUACUAUCUUUAAAUAUGAAUAUUUUUAGUAAAGAGUUACAUAAAAUAUCGUCUGUGGAUCACAAUUUGUAUUUUGUAACAUCAAAAGUGCCUAAGGACAAAAUUAUCUACUAUAUUUUAGAGUGUAUUAAUAUUCAUGAAAGUAAAGCUAAUAUUGAAGGAAAAAUGUGUACAGAAGAUGGUACACUAAUAUGUAUAACAUCUCAGCAAGCAUUAGUAAGAUUUAAAAAAUAA
Molecule: messenger RNA, 852 nt
Organism: Vairimorpha ceranae
Lineage: Eukaryota; Fungi; Microsporidia; Nosematidae
Product: acyl- thioesterase ii
Exons: 1
Coding region: 1-852 (283 amino acids)
Biological process (GO): fatty acid catabolic process; acyl-CoA metabolic process
Cellular component (GO): peroxisomal matrix
Molecular function (GO): fatty acyl-CoA hydrolase activity
Source: RefSeq, a predicted model, not a curated record